Messenger RNA from Striga asiatica, 1071 nucleotides. NCBI's taxonomy places the organism in Eukaryota, Viridiplantae, Streptophyta, Magnoliopsida, Lamiales, Orobanchaceae. The record is from the annotation of a GenBank genome assembly.
AUGUUCCUCGGCUGGACCCACCACCUCGCCGCCGAUCUCCGCAUCCGCCGCUACGCCUUCUUCCCCUCCGGCGCCUUCGCCGUCUCCUUCAUCAACGCCCUCUGGCGCGAGAUGCCGCGCCGCCGCAACCCCUCAGACGACGCCGAACCUAUCCAACUCCCCGGCAGCCCGAAUUUCCCGAUCUUCCCCUGGUGGCAGCUCUCCCCCGUCUUCCGAAGCUACACCGAAGGCGACCCGAACUCCGAAUUCAUCCGAGAUCUAAUGCUCUGCAACCAGGCCAGCCACGGGCUCAUCUUCAACACAUUCCGCGGGCUCGAAGGCCCGCACUUAGAUUACCUAGCCAAUAAUUUGGGCCACAACCGCAUCUGGCCCGUCGGGCCCGUCCUCCAGCCCGGGCCGGUCGAUCGAGGCGGAUCAAGCUCAAUCUCCCCCGACGAGAUACACACGUGGCUAGACUCAUUCGGCGACAACACCGUAGUCUACAUAUGCUUCGGUAGCCAAGCCGUGCUCACCAACGACCAAAUGCGCGAGCUCACCCGAGGCCUCGAGAAAAGCGGCGUCAAAUUCAUCCUAUCCGUGAAAAGCCCGACCCGCGGCCACGCGAACGGAGGGGAGGACUUGGGUUCAAUCCCGAGCGGGUUCGAGGCCCGCACUGCCGGGCGCGGAAUGCUCAUAAAAGGGUGGGCCCCACAAGUGACGAUACUCCGGCACCGAGCCGUGGGGGUUUUCCUGACUCACUGCGGGUGGAACUCGGCGCUCGAGAGCAUCGCGGCCGGGGUGCCGAUGCUGACGUGGCCAAUGGGGGCCGACCAGUACUUGAACGCGAAGCUGUUGGUGGAGGAGUUGGGAGUGGCGGUUAGGGCGUGGGAAGGGGCCGAGACGGUGCCCGACUCCGAUGACGUGGCGAGGUUUCUGGUGGAGGCCACGGGGGAGGAGUGGGGGGAGAGGAGGGCGCGGGCCGCGGAGUUGGGAGAGAGGGCCCGGGAUGCGGUGAGGGAAGGAGGGGAAUCGUUCGAGAGCUUGGAGAAUCUCGUGCGCGACUUGGCUCGAGGGGUUUUGAAUGGAUCUUGA